This is a messenger RNA of Nerophis lumbriciformis (worm pipefish), 2841 nucleotides long. It is a transcript of the gene vgll4b, whose product is annotated as vestigial-like family member 4b. NCBI's taxonomy places the organism in Eukaryota, Metazoa, Chordata, Actinopteri, Syngnathiformes, Syngnathidae. Gene Ontology annotation, molecular function: transcription coactivator binding. The record is from RefSeq and is a predicted model, not a curated record. Gene Ontology annotation, biological process: negative regulation of DNA-templated transcription.
AGCUCCGUCCACUUCUAUGAUCGAGUGCUCUUGCAUGGAAGCAGCGGUGCAUUGGUCUCAUUCUCCACAUAGCCUGCGUGUCAGUGCAGUCUACUUACAGCUGGCUGUGAGCAGAACUGACCUUAUAUUCUCCUUAUUUUACUACACACUACAUUUUAGCCAACUUGUCGACAGACUUGAUCAUUUCUACCUUCUUUUAUGCAACUCUGUUUUUUCUCCCUUUUUUUUUAAGUUGAAGGCUGGGCCUUUAACUUUGCUGUUGGGAAAAAAAAAAGAAAAGAAAGUAGAUAUUUGUUGUUGUCGGUAAGACUUUAAAAAAAAAAAAAAAAAAAAGGGCGAUAGAUGCUACUGACGAGAAUGGACCUGUUGAACUACCAGUACUUGGACAAGAUGAACAACAACAUUGGCAUACUCUGCUACGAAGGAGAAGCAACCUUGCGGGGGGACCCCAGACUCCAGUCCUUGUCCCUGUCUUCCUCCUCAUCGUCUUCUUCAUCCUCCUCCUCCUCCUCGUCCAUCUCAAGCCACAGGACGGGCCCGCCUCCCAUCAGUCCCACCAAGAGGAAGCUGAGCAGCGAGCAGGGUGACAGUGACAUGGACGACAACGAGCACGUGGCCAAGAUGAGCCGACUUUUCGCCACGCAGUUGAAACCUCACGGCGACUAUCGCAGCUCCGCCUCCUCCAAGGACCAGAGCCGGAGCCCCAUUGAGCGCGUGGUGUUGCCCAGCGCUCUUGGCGUCCACGCCAACCACCUGUACAGCCACGCCCACCACCAUCACCACCACCAUCACCACCAGCAGCAGCAUCAUCACCACCUGGCCAGUUUAGCCGCCAUGGACCAGCCGCUGGCGCUUACCAAGAGCAGCAUGGCGGAGUCGGCGGCGCGAAGCAGCGCGGCAGCUCUGGCCGCCGUCCCGCACACCGUCACAGAACGCCAGCAGAAUCGUCCGUCUGUGAUCACGUGCGCUCCCGCUAACAACCGCAAUUGCAACUUGUCUCACUGCCCGCUGUCUCACAAUGGCUGCUCCAGCCUGGCGAACAACUACAGGAGAGUCCACACCAACACGGCGUGCGACCCCGUGAUCGAGGAGCACUUCCGCCGCAGCCUCGGCAAGAACUACAAACCCGAGCCGGAGCCGGCGGCGGCGAGCGCCACCAACUCUGUGUCCAUCACGGGCUCUGUCGACGACCACUUCGCCAAAGCGCUGGGCGAGACCUGGCUGCAGAUCAAGAACAAGAGCAGCCCGUCGUCAUCCGCCAGCAGCCCAAACUCCUCCCCCGACAGUCACAUGAUCAACCACAACCACUCCCCCUCCCUGGUCUCCUGAACAGACCCCGCCCUCCAUCCCGGCCUCCUUGAGGGAGCGCCCGCCUGCUGGUCUGCUUACACCCCCCCUGCCCCCCCUCCCAAUCAAGCAAUAACAAAGUGUCACAUGACGAGGAUUCAUCCUUUUUUGUACAUAACGAACACCUUUUUGUUUUACACUUUUUGUUUCGUCGUAGUUUUGUGUCUGGAUCCGAGAGAAAAGAAGCGAGCAAGAAAGACUGAGAAACUUCCGUUUCUCCCAAGCCCCGCCCACCCGUUCCACUGGCUCGAGUCUUCCGCCAGCAAACCUCUGAACCACUCCAGUCCUCUAGUCCCACACAGUUCCGUCAUUCCCGAGCGGCGACAGAAAAGCACCUCCGCGUUUUCUCCAGAUCCCCUUUCCUCUCACGCCAGUUUCGGUCCCGUAGCUCCGCCCCCUUUUGUUGAUACAACGCACUGUGUUUUUUUUGUUAAGGUUUUUCUUAAGGUGUGAAGGGUAAACUAAUGCAUGUCUUUUGUGUUUUGUUUUGAAUAAUAGCUGGUAUCUAUUAGUAAGCAUUUCAACCUAGUUAGCCUCGGACGUCAGCUCGCAAGUAAGCAACACACGCUAAAAACUCACUGCUGGAUCAGUCGUACACCACGUUGUUGUUGUUGUUACACACCCUUUUCUUCUCGGACAGGCGCCGCCAAAGUAAACAUUGGGCGUCGCUUCACUCGGUUUUUUUCGACGCCAGGACGACGAAACAUUCCUCCUGCAGGGAAUUCACAGCACAAUCGAUUUGUUGGUCGAACGGCAUCCUUAGGAGUGCUCCCGAAAGCUGCAGUAGGGAAGGGAUUCACACGGCCCCCGUUCCGCCUGAAUCAUUUUGCAAUGCAGUCUGCUGAAAACGAUGGAAAGCGCUGGUCAACGUUGGAAUCGCCACAAAACACAUGUUAAGACACUCAUUUUGUCAGGUAAACCACAAAGAAAGGGGCUUUAUGAAUCCACUUCCCAAACAGGAGUUCAGAACCAAUCGCAUCCCAUUAAACCCACUUACUUGGAUUCAUCAGUGGGGAGUUUUUGCCAUUUUUACUGACAUUUAGUGAAUAAUUCUACAACCUGCUGUCAUCUGUAACAGUCCAGUUUGUUGUCGACCAGGGGUGUCCAAAGUGUGGCCUCUUUAUUUAAUUUACAAAAUACUAUCACGAAACGACGUAAGUGGACUAAAAGAGCAAACAGGUGUCAUGUAAUGGAAUGUUGCAAAAUUGACACUAUUAACAAAUAAUGGACUAACAUUAAAACGGGCCUUUCGUUUAUAUGAAACAAAAGUUAUGAACAGAAAAUUUCAGACAAUUAAGUAGUGUUUUACUUUAAAACUGUCAUUGCUCCAAAUGUAAUAAUUAAAACUACAGAUCGAACGAUAAAACUGAAGUGGUUGUCAAACUUGUUUCACCAAGUACCACUUGGCUAUGCAAGUAUCGCGAUAAAGACCAACAAUAACAUACAGUAGCGUAGUAGGCCUACGUUUGCAUUAAAAACAAGGCAUAGCUUUUA